This is a messenger RNA of Nestor notabilis (Kea), 647 nucleotides long. It is a transcript of the gene RDH8, whose product is annotated as retinol dehydrogenase 8 (all-trans). Lineage: Eukaryota; Metazoa; Chordata; Aves; Psittaciformes; Psittacidae. The record is from RefSeq and is a predicted model, not a curated record. Gene Ontology annotation, molecular function: oxidoreductase activity. The annotation marks the transcript as partial. The transcript is spliced from 5 exons.
UCAUCGCCACCAUGCGGGACCUACGGAAGAAGGAGAAACUAGAGGAAGCAGCGGGAGCAGCACUGGGAAAGACACUGAGCAUCCAACGCCUGGACGUGUGCAGCGACAGCUCCGUGGCCGAGUGCAUGGGGAGCAUCCCGGGGGGCCGGGUGGACGUGUUGGUGAACAAUGCGGGUGUGGGGCACGUGGGGCCGGUGGAGAGCAUCAGCGUGGAGGAGAUGAAGAGAAUCUUCGACACCAACUUCUUCGGCGCCGUGAGGAUGAUCAAGGCCGUGUUACCCGACAUGAAGAGGAGGCAGAGCGGCCACAUCGUGGUGGUCAGCAGCGUCAUGGGGCUGCAGGGGAUCAUCUUCAAUGACGUCUACGCUGCCUCCAAGUUCGCCGUGGAGGGCUUCUGCGAGAGCCUGGCCGUGCAACUGCUGCAGUUCAACGUGUUGUGAGUGCAAAGGGGNNNGGUGAACACGGAUUUCGAGGUGAAGCUGCUGGAGGAGGUUUCCCGCUCCGAGUUUCCCGGCACGGACGCGACCACGUUGAGUUACUUCAAGGACGUCUAUAUCCCGGCGUCCCAGCAGAUCUUCAGCACGUUGGGGCAGAGCCCUGGAGCUGUGGCCGAGGCCAUCGUUGGGGUGAUCACGGCGCGGCGCCCC